Maudiozyma saulgeensis is the source of this 1722-nucleotide messenger RNA. NCBI's taxonomy places the organism in Eukaryota, Fungi, Ascomycota, Saccharomycetes, Saccharomycetales, Saccharomycetaceae. The record is from the annotation of a GenBank genome assembly.
AUGACUACCUAUGUGAAAUUGGUUAAAGGUGCCACUAAGAUUAAGAUGGCGCCCCCAAAACAAAAAUAUAUUGAUCCUAUCUUAUUAGGUACAUCACAAGAUCAAGAUUUUAAUGAAAUUAUACGAGCUUUAAGACCACGUAUUAGAGAUUCUGCUUUUACUGUUGCUUUUAAAUCUUUAAUUGUAAUUCAUUUAAUGAUCCGUGAAGGUGAUAGAGAUGUUACAAUUCGUUUUUUCUCUAAAAAUUUAGAAUUUUUUGAUAUUUCUAAUUCUUUCAGAUCAACAAAUGGUAAAUUUGAAGGUCAAGUCUUAGAUAAAUAUUGUUCAUAUUUAAAAUUAAGAUCAAAUGAAUUUAAUUUAAUUCAAGUUGAUUACGUUAGAGAUGGUUACAAUUCAUUAAGAAGUAUAAUUAAUGAUAAAAAUAAUAGCUCAUUAAAUAAAGCAUUAAAUCAUGUCGAAUCAUUAGAGACACAAAUUACAGAAUUAUUAAGAAAUAAAUACUCAAUUGGAGAUUUAUCAAAUGAUUUAUUACUUUUUGCAUUUAAAUUAUUAGUAUUUGAUUUAUUGGCAUUAUAUAAUGCAUUAAAUGAAGGUAUUAUAACAUUAUUGGAAUCAUUUUUUGAAUUAUCACAUAGUAAUGCAGAAAGAACACUUAAUUUAUAUAAAAAAUUUGUGAAUUUAACUGAAAAUGUUGUGCGUUAUUUAAAGACUGGUAAAGCUGUUGGUUUAAAAAUUCCUGUAAUUAAGCAUAUUACGACAAAAUUAGUUAGAUCAUUAGAAGAACAUUUAAGAGAGGAUAAUAUUACACAUAAUACAUUUAAUGAUGAAAAUAUAGUAACAAAUGAUAUUGGAAAUUCGCCAACAAAAGGAUUAGCUCAAAAAAGAUUAGAUGAAAUUAGAGAACAAAAGAGACAAUUACAAGAACAAUUAGCACAUCCGCAAUUAUUAAUUAAUGCUACUGGUAAUAAUAAUCCAAUGAUGAUGAAUCAAGCUGCUACUUUACCAACAUUGCCUACCAUGAAUAUAACCGAACAACAACAAUUACAGCAGCAACAAUUACAACAACAGCAAUUGCAACAACAACAACAGCAAUUGCAACAACAACAACUGCAACAACAACAACUGCAACAACAACAGUUGCAGCAACAGCAACAAAUGCCAAUGAUGCCUCAAAUUACUACGAAUAAUCCAUUUAUGAACGAAAUGCGUACACAGGUACCGCAAUCAUUUACACAAAUUCCAUUGCAAUCAUCUGUACAAACACCUUUACAAUAUUCAAAUACUACACCUAUGAUGAUGGGACAAAAUGGAGUUACUACAGUACAAUUGCCUCAACAGACACCUGUAACAUUACCACAACAGAUUUCAAUAUCUGAACAACAACCACAACAAAGUGGCAAUAAGAAUCCAUUUUCUAUGAAUAAUAUACAACCACAAGAACAAAAUAAUCCAUUCUCUCAAAAAAAUUACAACGAACAGAUCCCAGCAACAACAAAUAAUGUGACAGCUAACAACGCUGUGAACAAUAAUCCAUUCUCAUUACCAACUCAGAAUCAUGCUUUACAAACUGCGAUGACUGCACCUGUAUCAAUUAAUCAAACUGGACCACAAUUUACCCAGCAAUUCAACCCUCAGCAGUUCAAUACUCAGCAGUUCAACCCUCAACAGCAGCAGCAGCAGCAGCCCCAACAGCAACAAGAGUUCAGCCUUAUCGACUUCUAA